GUCAGCGGAGCGCGUGAAAGCGCGGCAGAAAACACGGAGCGUGUCCUGUCACAGAGACAUGCAGUGACUCCAGCCUGCCUGCCUAGUUCAAAAAGGUUCUUUUCUUUUCUUUUUGGGGAAAAACAGACAGAAAGUGACCGCAGAAAGUAGUCCCUCCGUGUUCUCUGCACCAUGACGGCUAAAACUCUGGAGAAGGUGCCGGUGAAUCUGGGGGGGUUUGUGCACCCCGCAGCAGAGAGCGUCUACUCCGUGGAUGAUAUCACCAGCAGCCUGCCGACCUCUGUGGCGAUCUUCCCUAACAGCGAUUUAGGAGCGCAUUACGAGCAGAUGACAGCAGAUGGUCUGAUGGGCGCUGACAUGAGCGUGGAUAAACGCUCCGUGGACCUCUCCUCGUACUCCAGCGGCUUCUCUCAGCCCGCCUCCCACCGGAACCAGACCUUCACCUACAUGGGAAAGUUUUCCAUAGACUCCCAGUAUCCAGGUAACUGGAACCCCGAGGGAGUGAUCAACAUCGUUUCAGGCAUCUUCAACGUGGCCCAGCCGCCGCCGCCUCCUCCUCCUCCCUCCUCCUCAGCCUCCUCCUCUCCAGCAUCAUCAGGAUCUCCAAAUCAUUUCUCCAACGGAAAUUUGAGUUGCACCAUGGCGGCUCAAAGCCAAGCCGACAUGGAUCAUCACCACCAUCUCUACUCCCCCCCGCCUCCUUACUCUUCAUCUGGUUGCGGGGAGGUGUACCAGGACCCCUCGGCGUUUUUGUCCACCUCCACCUGCCCCAUAGCCUCCUACCCUCCACCCUCCUACUCUUCACCCAAGCAGCCCGGCAGCUCGGACGCGCCGGGGCUUUUCCCCAUCAUUCCAGACUACUCGGGCUUCUUCCAGCCGGCCUGUCAGCGGGACAUGCACACAGCAGGUAUCCAGGAUCGGAAACCGUUCGUUCCGUGUCCACUUGAUACGUUCCGUGUCCCUCCACCCCUGACCCCUCUGAACACUAUCAGGAACUUCACGUUGGGGGGUCCAGGUGGUGGUGGAUCAGAGGUUUGCCCACCGCGGCUCCCCUCUGCCUACAGCCCACAGAACUUACCACUCAGGCCGAUCCUGCGGCCCAGAAAGUAUCCGAACAGACCCAGCAAAACACCUGUCCACGAGCGGCCGUACCCGUGUCCGGCGGAGGGCUGCGACCGGCGGUUCUCCCGCUCCGACGAACUGACCCGACACAUCCGAAUUCACACCGGACACAAGCCCUUCCAGUGUCGGAUCUGCAUGCGCAACUUCAGCCGCAGCGACCACCUCACCACGCACAUCCGUACGCACACGGGAGAGAAGCCGUUCGCCUGCGACUACUGCGGCCGCAAGUUCGCGCGGAGCGACGAGCGGAAGAGACACACGAAAAUCCACCUGAGGCAGAAGGAGAGGAAGUCCUCCACGGUCUCCUCCUCCUCCUCCGGCAGCUCCGCGCUGGAGCGUCCAGCGGGCGGCAUCAACGCAGCCAGCGGGAUCUGCUCGUAGGUGUUCCGGGAAAACUGACCCACACUAUACUCUGAAAACAUAAAAACUCAGAUUAUCGCUCUGAACUGAUCACAGCAGCGUGGGAAUACACCAGAACGUCUGCGCAUUCUUGCGUAAUUACGCAUACCGAUCCAUUCCUGCUGCGGAACUCACGGACACACAGACAUGAACGCACUUUUCCUGCAGAUAAAAAAAAAAAAAAAAAAAAAAACAUCCUCAAAGGGCGUUUGUAAAAUAAAAAUCCCCAACACUGAGAGCGCAGCCUGCGCUUGUACAUGUUUAAUAACCGCAAUAACGCUUAGGGGAAAAAAGACAUUUAAGUUAUUAUAAUUGAGAAUAAUUUGACUUUAAUGUGUGUGUUGCUGAGUGUUUCCCCCUCCAGUGCCUUGCUGUGUGUUCUUUGUACACUGAACGUUUCUAAUGCAAUGGAAAUCUUUAACAGAAAACCCAGAACAUAUUUCUAUUUUUCUACAUAUUUGGUGUCGUGUUGGUGUAAAUAUUCAGAUGUAAAUAUGUUGACAUGAUACUGACCCGAUGUGUUGUUGUUGUGAUGUGUGUUUUGAAACUUAUUAAAUGUAAGAUGAUCACAAAUUCAGCUGUAUGCUUCAUUUAACAGGAAUAACUUUCUGACAAUCUCACUGAAACACUUGUUGAUAUUGGAAAUUUGAUUUGGGUAAAUCCCACGAUGCGUCACAGAUGCCCGCUCUGACUCACAGUCUCCUUUCUUUCUAACCUCACUUUUUUAUUCCAGGCUUCUAUCAGACAGCGACCAGAAGUCUAAAUCAACCUCAGAUUUUUGUUUGCGUCGUAACAGAACGAGCGCGCGCGCGCUUUGGACCAGGAAAUAAAGGUUGAUAAAUAAAUAAAUAUUCUAAAAGCACAAGUUCAGCUGCACUGAAAAACAAGCAAUCACAGGGCGGAAACAUUUGGUGGUCCGGGAUUAUUUGCUUUCAUUUUCUGUGAGAUAGUAUUAUAAAUAAACUCUGUAAAUUCAGGUAUUUUUUAAAAUUAAACUAAUGACUAAAAGUUAAAGUUGUAAAAAUUGUCAUGUUUCUGUUUAAAUGUUCGUUUUCUUUUUACUGUUUGACUAUGUCUACAUUUAGGUAAUAAUAAUAAUAAUAAUAGUAAUAAUAAUAAUAAUAAUAAUUUUAUCCCGUAUAUAAAGAACUUAUUUAAGUUCGUUGGGAGUCACCAGGAUGUGAUUAUUAUUUCUGGUUGUUUCAGUCUCUAAAUCCUGGAGAUGAAGUGAAUCAUGUCAACAUUGCCUAACAUUGGAUUUAAUAGAACUUAUUAGAAUAUAACUUGAUUUUUAUCAACUCUCAUAUUAAAGUCAUAAACUCUAAGACGAUGAUGUAAAAAUUGUGAUGUUAUGAGUUUAUGGUCUGUCUACUUCUAUUUAAAGAUUAAACAUUUAGAUUAAUGAUAGUGUGGAUUAUCCAGCUUUUAUUUGCUUGAUCAGUAUUCCACAUCAAGACACCAGAAGUUGGUUUAAAUACGAAAUUAACUCCAGUGUCUUGUUUAUUUUCCGAAAUAUGUCUGAGUUUUUUGUGUUUACUUUUUAUUUUUUCUUUUCGUUUCUGUUUUAUUUUAUU
Melanotaenia boesemani (Boeseman's rainbowfish) is the source of this 3095-nucleotide messenger RNA. It is a transcript of the gene egr2b, whose product is annotated as early growth response 2b. The record is from RefSeq and is a predicted model, not a curated record. Gene Ontology annotation, molecular function: DNA-binding transcription factor activity, RNA polymerase II-specific; RNA polymerase II cis-regulatory region sequence-specific DNA binding. Bases 172 to 1503 code for a protein of 443 amino acids. NCBI's taxonomy places the organism in Eukaryota, Metazoa, Chordata, Actinopteri, Atheriniformes, Melanotaeniidae. The transcript is spliced from 2 exons. Gene Ontology annotation, biological process: regulation of transcription by RNA polymerase II.